AUGGAUACGAAAGCCGCCGAUGUCACUAUCCCCGCCAUCGUGGUCGUGGUGGCGUAUGCGGGAAGCCUGAUCUACCACGGGGCGACUUUCAAGGAGUUCUUCACGUUCACGAACAAAUCGGAUUACGUUUUCUUGGCAACAAUGGCAGUGCACAUGCUCAAGUGUUGUAAUGAUGCGCGUGGAGCGGUAAAGGGUGUAUAUUGGCCGGUCGGGCUUGUCUCCUGCGGAGCUGCGGCAAUGGGAGGUGGUUUCCUCGCGCCUCUUAUGGUUGGCCGCAGUCCAGUCGUCUUCUUGGAAGAGACGCUCUUCUGGAUGCUGAUCGCUGCAUGGUACGUCACGUACCACAUGCCGGUGGUCUCCGUCCAGUGGGCCAAACUGACGCAGAGCAAGCCGGUGUCCAUGCUCCUCCUCUUCGUGUUCGGUGUCUUCCGUACGCACCAGCAGGUGGCGUGCAUCGAGAUCGGUGCUCAGGCGGCCGCCCUCGAGGACGUCGGACCCAAGCCGCGCUUCUUCUCGGAGCCGUACGCCGCCCUGCUGAUCUGCGGCUUCCUGGGCGGGUGCGGAGGCAUGUUCAUCCCAUUCAGCAAGGGUCUGGAGCCCAUCAUGAAAGGCAAGGUCUUCCCCGUCACGAUGGCCUUCUACGGGACCAUCUUCUACGUCGUCGCUACGCGCCUGCUGGCCUGGGACAAGCUCACCGCGAAGAUGGCCCUGGCAGUGGUUCGCGUGAUCUCGGAGCUGCUGCCGGCUCCGCGCGAGAAGGUGCUCGGGGCGGUGCGCGCAUCGUACACGGUCCUGCAGCUGCCUGAGGCCACGACCCUGCCGCAGUGA
This is a messenger RNA of Prorocentrum cordatum, 828 nucleotides long. Lineage: Eukaryota; Dinophyceae; Prorocentrales; Prorocentraceae. The record is from the annotation of a GenBank genome assembly.